AUGCAAUAUGAAGUCGCCGAAGAGAAAUACUUUGAACCCGUGAUAAUAAAUGCUGCGCUGAACAGUAAGAAAAAGUCAAAGGCAGGUUUUACGCCCGAUCGAUGGCGACCCAGACCUAUUCGAGAAAUGGAUCUAACGAUAAUGGUGCCACCUAACCAGACAUUGGAUGAUCUCUUGGAAGAAGUGAGGCGGGAUGCAGCAGAGAAAUCGACACCCACAGAAGAUGGUGCAGGUACUUCUGCUGAUAUGUUCUUCAAUGCUUCAGGAUUUACAUCAGGUUCUUCGAGCAUAUCAAAUACUCGGGAGAAUACUCGGAAUACUCAAGAGCAAGAGCAGCCACCACCAGCUCAAGAACAAAUAGCUGAUCGAAGCUUUGGAUUCAGUUCUAUGACAAGUAAUCAAAUAGUUCCAAUUAAAAAGAAAUCUACAAAGAAACCACAGCCACCUACUGAUAUCAAUCAAAUACCCGAAGAAGAGAGUGAAAAUUAUGGGAUUACUGGAACUUUAGGAAUGUUUAUCAAGACUCUGUGGGGUUGGUAA
Ambispora leptoticha is the source of this 540-nucleotide messenger RNA. The record is from the annotation of a GenBank genome assembly. Lineage: Eukaryota; Fungi; Glomeromycota; Glomeromycetes; Archaeosporales; Ambisporaceae.